This is a messenger RNA of Ceratosolen solmsi marchali, 4796 nucleotides long. It is a transcript of the gene Fancm, whose product is annotated as FA complementation group M. The coding region runs from base 91 to 4770 and encodes 1559 amino acids. The record is from RefSeq and is a predicted model, not a curated record. The transcript has 14 exons. Gene Ontology annotation, biological process: interstrand cross-link repair; double-strand break repair via synthesis-dependent strand annealing. NCBI's taxonomy places the organism in Eukaryota, Metazoa, Arthropoda, Insecta, Hymenoptera, Agaonidae. Gene Ontology annotation, molecular function: 3'-5' DNA helicase activity; four-way junction helicase activity; hydrolase activity.
UGAAUAUCGAAAUCUCGAUUUUAGGUUGUUAUUGGAUUAUAUUUAAUUCACAUGAUGUAGAGGAAUCAAAAGAGAAGAACAUAUUACAGAAUGACAGAAGAAAGAAUACAGUCAUUUUCACAAAGUAAAUUAAUCUCCACGGAUGUCGAUACUAUGGGGUUUGAUUUAUCAUCGGGCGACAAAUGGAUUUACCCAGAAAAUUUUCCUCGAAGAGAAUAUCAAUUUUCUAUUGUACAGACUGCUUUAUAUAGUAAUACAUUAGUAUGUUUACCAACAGGUUUAGGUAAAACAUUUAUUGCUGCUGUUAUUAUGUAUAAUUUUUGGAGAUGGUAUCCCAAAGGACGAAUUGUGUUUUUAGCCCCAACAAAACCACUUGUUACACAACAAAUUUUUGCUUGCAAUGACAUAAUGGGUAUUCCUCAUGACGAAACUAUAGAACUAACUGGUACUGUUAAUCGAAAUAAACGUCAACAAGCUUGGAAGCAAAAGCGAGUAAUUUUUGCUACACCACAAACUUUUCAAAAAGAUCUUCAGAAUGACUAUGUGCCUCAAGAGUUAAUUAAAUGUGUUGUUAUUGAUGAAGCUCAUAAGGCUUUAGGAAAACAUUCUUAUUGUGAAAUCAUUCGUGCAUUAAAUAAAAAGACUAAGUUUUUUCGAGUCCUUGCUUUAUCUGCAACUCCAGGAAGUAAAAUAGAUCACGUUCGGCAGGUUGUUCAAAAUUUAAAUAUUUCUGAACUGGAAUUAAGAGAUGAUAGUUCACCGGAUAUCAUCCCUUAUAUUAAUGAUAGAUCAAUAGAAAAAGUAAUUGUACGAUUGAAUAAACAAUUAAAAACUUAUAAAGAAAGAUAUAUAAAUAUUAUGGAUCGACAUGUAAGAAUUUUAGUUAAUUGUAAAAUUCUUCAAGGCAAUUUAAAUAAUAUUUCUAAAGGAAAGAUAUUUAUGUUAUUAAAACAAUAUGAAAAUCCACCUAAGAAAUCAAGUAAUCAUGGAAUAAUUUUAAAAACAUUAAAUAUAUUAAUUACAAUGUAUCAUGCUUUUGAACUUUUAAUAAAACAUGGAUUACGAGCAUUUUACAAUUUUUACUCCAAUCACUCAGAUAAGUUUUGGCUUAAAGCAGAAAUAGAGCUGCAAGUAUUAUUGGAAGAUAUAAUAAAACACAUUGGAAAUUUGCCACCGGUUGAAGCAUUAAUCGAUGGAAAUAUUUCAAAUAUACCUGAUAAUAUUAUAUUUGGACAUGAUAAAUUUUAUAAACUUUGCGAUUUAUUGGUGGAACAUUUUAAAUCCUUUUCUGAACAGAAACAGAGUACUAGAGCCAUUGUAUUUGUUGAAUACAGAGAUAUUGUUAAUGAAGCCUAUGUUUUAUUAUUGCAAAAGAAACCAUUAAUUCGUCCACAAAUGUUCAUAGGUAGAGCAGGAUUCAAUCAGAAACAACAAUCUGCAGCUCUCGAAGAUUUUAGAAAUAAUAAAGUUAAUGUUCUAAUUUCAACGUCAGUUGGUGAAGAAGGCUUAGAUGUUGGAGAAGUCGAUUUAAUUGUUUGUUUUGAUAUUUCAUCUAGUACUCCUAUAAGACUUGUUCAAAGAAUGGGUCGAACAGGUAGAAAACGAAAAGGACGUGUAGUAGUUUUAUUAACUGAAGGACAGGAAGAAGUGACUUUUUCUCAAGCCUUAACAAAAAAGAAUUCGUUAAAUACUAAGAUAUUACAGUCCAGUAACAUUACAUCGUCAUUGUAUGAAUCAAAUUCUCGAAUGGUACCUGCUUAUAUUAAUCCUCAAUGUCUUCCUAUAUUUAUUAAAGUUCAGCCAAAGCAACACAUUACGAGUAAAAAAGUGAAACAAUCGAUUGAAAAAAAAUCAAAAAAAUAUAAAAACAAUUCUAUUCCUUUGUACGAUAAUGAUAUAGCAUCAUCAUCAUCAUCAUCAUCAAAAACAAAUUUAAACACUAAAUCUUAUACAAAUACACAGUCGACGAUGAUGAAGUUUCUCUCUGAUCAACGUCAAGAGAAGCCGCUAUCUACUAGGAAUUAUGAAAGUGACUCUGGUAUCCUCUCAGAAGAAUUGCAUGUUAUUCAAAAUAAAACAAAUAUAGAAAAUUCCUACACUGUAAUAAAACCUGAAGAAGUUAAACUUAUUACUUCGGAUAGUCAUUCUGUAGAAUUUUUAACUCUUUGUACUAUGAAAAAAUCUGAACACGUUACACAAACUCAUAAUAUAAUAAAUAUUGAUAAGGCAUGGGUACCCACUCGUUCAUCUCAUGAUAUAUUUCAUGAUUUUCAUGUUCCGACGUUAGAUACGCUUAAUUGUAUCGAAGGCUUAACUUUUUACAAUAAAUCGUUUGAAAACGAACUCACAUCGGUAACAAUUAAAUCGUUACCUAAUUUUAACACGAAUGAACAAAAUAUGAGAAGUGAUAUAAAAUUUAACGAGUUUGAGGAUUCUUUAUUUAAUGAGUGUGUACAUGCAAAAAUAGAUCAAAAAACAAAUUUAAACAUACAAGAAAAAAUUGGUAUAGACGAAUUUGAUUUAUUAAACAGCGAUUGUUCUACUACAAAAUUGAACAAAAUUGAAACAUUAGAAAAAACUAAGUCAAUAAGUAAAAGCGUUGAAAUAUUUACUUCUGAUUUUUUUGAAGAUGACUGUUUUACUUUUAAUUCCAAAAACUAUCUCCCCGAAAAUGAUUUGAAAAAAGAUUCAAAAGACCAAGAUAAAAUUAAUUCCUUUACGACUACAUGCGAGGCGGCAAAAGAAUAUCAAUAUUUAUCUCAAGAACCAAUAGAAAGUGCGACUGUUGAAGUGGAUUUCCAAAAUAUUCUUGAUGAAUGUACCGAAUCGGAGGAAUCGGAAUCUCAAACUCUGAUUAACAGUCAAUUUGAACAAGCAAAUAUUUUUGACGAAUUAUUAAACGGAACUUCUUCGGAUACCGAUAUCUUCAAUUUCAGUGAGGAUGACGAUAAUAUUAAUAAUAUACCAACAGUUAUAAAUAAAAAUACAAUUAAAAAUUCAUCGAAAUCUACAAUAAAAAGAAGUGCCAGUAGUAGCCCCUGUCGAGAAUCGAUUAAGAAAAAGCAAAAAAUUUCUGAUAUUGAUUCAUCUGACAGUGAAAGUACUGAUAUUCCAGGUACUCCACAAAAAAGUAAAGAAAUAAAAUUAAACUUCGAUAACGAUAAUAAUAUUGAAAAAUUAAUUGUAAAUAAUGACUAUUUAGAUUCCGAUCAAGACCUUUUCGAUGAUCUUGAUUUUGAUACACAGUUUAGCUUUACUUCAAUAAAUGGAAAAGUACCUUCUGAAAAUGAAACAAAUCAUAUUAUUAUUCAAAGUGGUGAAAAAGAUAAAAAGUCAAUUAAUGCAGAAUAUAAUCAAGGACUGUUUGAUGAAAAUCUAAAAAAAUCUUCCGUCAUUAAAAAAGAAGAAAAUGUACAUUUAAUUCGAGAAAAGAUUAAAGAUGAAAAUAAAGAAAUCAAGAAGGACUUUAAUAAAGAUAGUGAAUUAUUGCUUCGCGAAAUGAGUUUAUUCGAUAAAAAAAUUGCGUUAAAUGACAUUGAAAAAGAAGAUAAAAAUAAAAAUAAACGUUUAUUUAAUGAUCGAAAGGAUAAUCUAUUCGCUUCUAAAAAACCAAGUAUUAUGGAUUUAAGUGAUCUCAACUUGAGUGAUUGGAAUGACGAUUUCAAUCUUGUAAAAAAAGAAUCUUCGUUUUCUAAUAUCUUCCAAGUUAAUACGACAAAAGAAAUAAAAAACGUGCAACUUAAAGUAGCAUAUAAUCGUAAUUUUUCAUCGACUUCAAAUGAAACGUUCGAUUUUCCAGUAAAUUCGAAUCUUAAGAGGCUAACAUCUAAAUCUUUGUCAGAUAAUAAAAAAUUGAAUUCUCUUAAUUUAGAUGAUAAAAAUGAAAUUUUCAAUGUUCAGAAUAUCAAAUCAUCGAAGUUAAAUUUAUUGAGUUUAAAAAAGAACGUAAAUGAUAAUGUUAACAAAGAUGAAGAUUGUUUUAUUAUACCUCAAGAUGAAAUAAAUGCAAAUUGUGAACUUAAAAUGUCUGAAUUUACCGCAUUGAAUGUGAUCGAACAUAAAUAUAAUAAUAAAGAAAAUAAGCUGCCGAGUGCAAGCGAUCAUUAUAAAAAAGAAAACGGUAUAAGUCCGCAAUUUCAAAAUAAUAUCGUAGAAAAUAAUAUGCAGAAUAAUAAUAAACAUAAAACAAAGGCAAAAAAAUUGAGAAAUGUAUUCAUUGAUAAUGAAGCGGUUGUUAGCACAAGUGAUGAAAGUCUAGAUGAAAGUUCUGGAGACGAGGAUAAAGAUUUGACAGAUUUCAUCAGUUAUUCACAAGAACAAAUAGAUACAACGGAUAUGAGAGCUCAUUAUUUACAAACUUUGAAUAAAAGCCCGAUAAAAGCUGGAGGUUUCGUAUUCAAACCUUUAAAAAACGUGGCGCCGGAUUGCGAAAUUUAUUCUCAGGUGCCAUCACAAGCCGAUAAUUCUUAUGUAAAUGAUUCAUUUUGCGUUGGGGAUGAGACAUACUUUGAUGAUUACAGCAGUGAUAAAAUUGCUAAUAAUUCUGUAUUAGAAGAUAUUGAAAUUCAUUUAGAAAACGAAAGAAAAAAAGCCAAAAAAAAGAGGAGAUUAAAAUUAAAAGGUUUAAAUAAUAGUAGAAAGCAAAUAUGCAGCAAAAAACUUUUAAUAAAUAAUAGAGAUAGUGAUAGUAGUAGUAGUGAAGAUGAAACUGAAGCUUUACGAAAUGAAGUUAUGGAAGAAUCCUUACUAUUAAAGCAAUUUAAAAAAUAAACUAAUAUACAUAUUAUAUUAUUUGA